Messenger RNA from Cladocopium goreaui, 1390 nucleotides. The record is from the annotation of a GenBank genome assembly. Lineage: Eukaryota; Dinophyceae; Suessiales; Symbiodiniaceae.
AGCUGCUCCGAAAGAAAAUCGCGCCCGAUAAGCCGACCCCGACGCGGGUGCGACCGACCUCCUUUUCUUCACCCGAGAGAAAGGAUGGCAUCCAUGCGGGCAAAUGACCGAGCAUGGACGGAGCACAAGAUGGGUCGGUCGGGGCCUCGACGACCCACCUUGAUGGAUAGCGCUUGGAACCAACAGCAGUCUCCAUUGAAGCCGGGAGAAGUGGAGAAUGACAUCGAUGAGAAGCCAAACUAUCAGAAGAAGGCCGGUGCACCGGAGACGGCGAACAGCGCGACCAGCGUGACCAACGGCGCGGCCCGUGGCCGCGGGGUGAAGUUUACCUCGGAGCCCGCCGCAGCGCUGAAGCUCAUCGACACGGAGAAGCGUGGCGCGCAGCCCGGCACCUGCAUGGCACCCUUGCAGUACCGCGCCGGCACGAACGGCACGAACGGCACGAGCGCGGAGAACGACUCCAUGAUGAACCCCUUCGCAAAGCCUUGGACGCCGCAGGUGGGGCAGUUCCAACCCAUCGGGGUGAUCCAGCAACCCAUGCAGCAGAUGCAGAUGCAGCAAAUUCCACAGAUGCAGCAGGGCCUGCAACCGCUCCAGUUGGGACAAUAUCAGCAGAUGCCGCAGCAGAUGCCGCAGCAGAUGCCGCAGCAGAUGCCGCAGCCGAUGCCGCCCAAUGCUCCGAUGCCCGGGACGAACGGGACCAUGCCCAAUGGCACGGUUGGAUGCUUCUACGCCACGCCCACGAUCCAGGUGGCAGCGCCUUAUACCACAAUGGCACCCAUGCCGCAGGUGUCCAUGGUCAUGGUGCAGAAUCCCCCGAUGACUUCGCCACAGGCCGAUGUGCAUGCGCCGCCCAUGACGGGCCCAAUGCCUGGCCCUAUGCCUCCGAACCCCGCACCGAUCGGGGCCGGAACCUGCGCACCGCGCAUGACGAAUAACUUGGCGCCCAUCGGGCCGCCGAUGCAGCAGAUGCCAAUGCAGCCACAGAUGCAGCCGCAGAUGAGCAUGGCUGUUGCUCCUCCGAUGCCACAGCACCCACAGCACCCACAGCACCCACAGCAGCAGCAUCUGCCGGGUGAGCCGCCCCUGGGGUCACCUGAGUUGCCAUCGAAGGGGUCAGCACUGCAUGCCUACCGUGCCUGUAAGCCAUGUGCCUUCUUCUACCAGGAAGGCUGCUCAAACAAGGAGCAGUGUGCCUUCUGCCACCUCUGCGAGCCUGGCGAGCGCAAGAGGCGCAAGAAGGAGCGCCGCAUGGCGCGGCGCGAGGCGCAGGAGGGAUGAACUUGAAACGAAACGUAGCAGGUCUGGUGCGGGGAAAUUCCCCGUCGCACCCAUGGGAAGAAGCUUAACACGAGCUGCGCUCGGGUGGGGCUUUAGCACUUUCUGAAUG